Molecule: messenger RNA, 1008 nt
Organism: Umbelopsis ramanniana AG
Lineage: Eukaryota; Fungi; Mucoromycota; Umbelopsidomycetes; Umbelopsidales; Umbelopsidaceae
Exons: 5
Coding region: 1-1008 (335 amino acids)
Molecular function (GO): hydrolase activity, acting on ester bonds
Source: RefSeq, a predicted model, not a curated record
AUGACAAAUGAAUUACUACUUAUUAGUCUAAGGCUUGUACCAUUCCUUCUCCUCGCUGGUCAUGCAUUGGCAAAGCCAGUUGGUAGACCUGAAAAGUUUGACUGGAAGAAAAACGAAGUAGUCUUCGCAUUUGGUGACUCCUACACCUAUACUCAAGGAGAAUUAGGCUUUACCAACUAUUCGUGGAAUACGUUUCAGCAUCUUGAUAAGCAUGGAAAUGUUAUAGUGGGUGAAGAUCCCAUUAUCUUGAAUGCGACUUCGGCUGGUGGACCAAACUGGAUCGAGGAUGUUACUGGCUGCUAUUCUGGUCUUCCAUCCAAGUGCAAACACUCUCUUUACAACAUUGCCUUUGCCGGUGCGGAUAUCGAUCCCACCAAGAUUGCUCUUCAUCACAACUUCUCCAUUGACUAUGUCACUCAAAUUGACCAAUGGUUUACUUACGUUCAACCCAAAAUUCACUACAAGUCCUCCAACACUCUUGCUGCUUCCUUCAUUGGUAUCAAUGAUGUUAGCGAUACCUCAAAGUGGACAAACGUUUCCUUCCCCGCGUUUUUCGAUGGGUUGAUUUCAUCGGUAUUUGAUGGUCUGGAGCGCCUCCACUCUGCUGGAAUCAAAUCUUUCCUAGUUCUCAAUGUACCUCCUGUUGAUCAUGCACCUGGUUCAGGCGGAAAAGCGGCAUUGGCAGCGAACGUUGCUACUUAUAAUUCAAUCUUGGCCAAUUACACAUCUGCGUUCGCUGCGAACCAUACCGAUUCAAACGUCUUUUACUUUGAUACCUAUGCCUAUUUGAUGACGAUCUUGAACGAUGCGUCCACUUAUGGGUUCAAGAACAUCACUUCUUUCUGUCCCCGCUAUGAUGCCCCGGAUUUCAACACCAAUUAUGCAGCUUACGGAUGUUUAGCUCCCUACGAGUACUUUUGGUUCAACUCUGGGCAUAUUACUUAUCCUGUGCAUAAGCUUAUGGCUGGACAAAUUUCUGAAAUGCUUGAAAAAGGCGCAACAGUAUAA